ACUUACAUUCCGCCUGCUUCUAACUACGCAGUCUUUGACCGCGGCAGUCAUCACCAACGCGUCGCGCGUAUCCUUCUAAGUAUCUACACAUGCGCUUGGCUUCUGAUCGCGAUUGCACCUGCCCAUUCCCUGCGUAUUCCCUUGCCCACUUACACGCUGCAUCUGCAAGCCAAGCACUCCAGCUUUGGGACUCCCAGUCAGUGCUAAAGACACUUUAAUCUUUGUCCAAGAAGACGCAAGCUGACGUCCUGAACUUGCUCUGCUUUCUUACCGAAGCUUGCAGUGAUCCAGAUUGCCAACAUGGCGUGUUCAUCUUCGGAAGGCGAAGUUGUCGACCACCACAAGGCAAACACACUCAGUCAGCGCGCCAGAACUGCGAUUAACGGCUCUAGCAGGGUCUCUGGACUCGAUGACCCCUCAGACAGAAGCGGUAAAGCUCGACUUGUCACAAUGCACCUUUGCGACAUUGUCUGACAACCCAGGUUAUAAUUACCGCACUUUGAGUCGCUCACCGUCGCCGUAUCGUCGCAAGCUCACACGCUCACCUUCACCGUACCGGACCAAGCGCGCACAUGAUCGCUCUCCCUCGCCAUAUCGACAUGGCCGCAACGAUCGAGGUCACGACAGUAGCGACUCACGAUCCCAGGAAAAGCGCAAGGCAUCACCACCCCGUGGCAGUCGGCCUGAGAAGCGCCACAACUCUGAUCGCAGCAGACAUGGCGAUCGUUCACGGAGAUCAUACGCAGAUGACAUCAGGAAUGGGCAGUCUCAGCCAAGCUUUGUGAAAGCAACGCAGAACUCAAGCGAAACUCCCCAUGUCAAGUCCAUCUCAUAUGCUGAGGUUGACACCCAUAUUCCCAUCGUACCUGGGUUUGGUCACGACAUAGUUGCAGGCGACCGUGAUACUGAGCGAGGCGGCAAUACCCGUAGAGUCGGCGAAGUCAACCGGGAGAUGACGCGCGACGCACAGAAGCGUGGCGCUCACGACCAGCAAGGAAAGCAGGCAAAACUGCUGAAGGAAGACGUUCAGAUGCGUGACACACAAAGUGAGCCCGAAGUAACACUGGUCGAAGAAAAGGCCCCGACGCAAGAAACUCGAGAGGAGAAACGCCGCAGGUGGGCGGCCAUUCGAGCCGCAGCCGAGAAAAAGCCCAAAGACAGUCUGUUGCAACAGGCGGUGCUUACCAGCGCUUCUGAAAACUCUACUUUUGAUGUCGGCUCUCCAGCGCCUAUCGACACUGCGAUGUCGCCUUUCCCUUCGCCCCGAGCUGGCGAUUUAGACUCUGUCCCACCAUCUCCUGAUGUUAUGAUCAUCGACAAACACGCUCAGGACAGUCGUGCAAACAGCCCAGCAGUGGCCAGCCCCUCAGCAGCUGACUACGAUCCUACCCAGGACAUGCUAGACGAUCGCAACCGCGCACUCACAAAAAAUUCAAAGUCAGAUUUACCGUCAAAUGCCUAUAGCGAAACCGACCCUCAGCUACUCUCCACUCUACCAGCCAGAGAGGUAGCUCUAGCGAGCAAGCAGAAAGACUUUGAUAUGUUCGAUUUCAGUGAGAACGAAGAAGAGGCUGAGGAUGUGGAAGUGGGACGAGAAGGUCCAGCAAAGGGCACUGUGCUGGACGAAAAGUUGCUCGAGAAUUGGGAUGAUCCGGAAGGAUACUACAAGAUCAUCAAUAACGAGUUGGUAAAUGGCGGUCAUUAUCGCAUGAUCAAGACAUUAGGCCGUGGUGUUUUCGCCAACGUCGCACAAGCCGAAGAGGUUUCAGCGGGGAGCAAUGAAGAGCGUGGCAGGCUCGUUGCAAUCAAGAUGAUUCGCAGGAAUGAGUUGAUGCGGAAGGCUAGUCAGAAGGAGAUGGAUUUCUUGCAAAAGGUUAACGAAGCAGACCCACACGAUAAGCGCCACAUCGUCCGACUCCUUGGCUCUUUCGACCACAAAGGUCAUCUCUGCAUCAUCUUCGAGCACAUGUCCAAAAACUUGAGGGAUCUUCUCAAAGAAGAGACCAAUGGUCAUGGGCUUGCGCUAUCGGCUGUUCGAACGUACGCAAGGCAGAUGUUUCUUGGCCUGCAACAUUUGCAGAAUUGUCAGGUCAUCCAUCUCGACUUGAAACCCGAUAACGUCCUCGUUUCCGCUGACAAAAAGACCGUCAAGCUGGCUGAUUUUGGCACGGCUGUCGACAAGCGAGAUGUCAUUGAACGCACCGAAUAUCUGGUCAGUCGAUUCUACCGUGCACCUGAGAUCAUCCUUGGCAUGGAGAUUGGUUAUGCAGUUGACAUGUGGGCUGUUGGCUGCACCGUGUACGAACUCUGGACUGGCAAGAUUUUAUUCACUGGGCGGUCGAACAAUCAGAUGGUCAAAGCAUUUAUGGACUGUCUUGGAUGGCCAAGCGAGAAACUCCUAAAAAAAGGUCUUUUGAACAACGUACUCGAGCAUUUCGAGGCCGGGCCACCACUGAAAUUCAUCAGUCGUGAAGUGGACCAAUACAACCAGCUCUCAGUACGCAAAAUUGAGCAGCAGAAGAAAAUCAGUCGUGAUAUCAAGUCCAGAGUCCACGAUGCUGCCCGAGGUAUCGCACAGGGCGGUCCCACCAUUACUGAACUGAACGACUUUGCCGACAUGUUGAACGGAACACUUCACAUGAAUGUCGAGAAGCGUAUCCAACCCAAAGAAGCCCUCGCGCACAAGUUUUUUGCCACUAAGAACUUGGCACCCAGAUCAGCGGUUGUCAAGCCAACUAUGAUGAAGCGCGCUACGCCUGUUCUUCGAAGGUGAACGUUGUGCUGGGAGGUCCUUUUCUACUGUGUAAUCCUCACCAUUUCGAAAAUAAGCGAUAGACUAAAUGACAAUAGAGACGAGUCGGGACGCGAAUACUU
This is a messenger RNA of Boeremia exigua, 2874 nucleotides long. RefSeq names its product dual specificity protein kinase-like protein pom1. Gene Ontology annotation, biological process: peptidyl-threonine phosphorylation; peptidyl-serine phosphorylation. NCBI's taxonomy places the organism in Eukaryota, Fungi, Ascomycota, Dothideomycetes, Pleosporales, Didymellaceae. The record is from RefSeq and is a predicted model, not a curated record. Gene Ontology annotation, molecular function: ATP binding; protein serine/threonine kinase activity. The transcript has 3 exons. The coding region runs from base 410 to 2773 and encodes 787 amino acids.